This is a messenger RNA of Neospora caninum, 405 nucleotides long. RefSeq lists its product as hypothetical. The coding region runs from base 1 to 405 and encodes 134 amino acids. The record is from RefSeq and is a predicted model, not a curated record. Lineage: Eukaryota; Apicomplexa; Conoidasida; Eucoccidiorida; Sarcocystidae. The transcript has 8 exons.
AUGACGAGCGUGCGGCCACUUGUCCGAUUUCUUGUCACCUGCCGCCUUGGGCUACUAGGCGACGCUGCACUUGCUGAGCUAACGGGUUUCGCCCAGAUGGAGAGGUUCGAUAUGCGAUCCACUCUGGUUCCGAGCAAUUCCCCCAUUCAUCCACUACACUUCCAAGACGCGUGGCAAGCAAGCGAGCCCAUGCGUGUGGAUAUCUACUACAAGGUCCCUGUGUAUGGAGAAGGAGACUUGCUAGACGCACUCACAAAAGCAAACGACAAAGCAACUCUGCUGUCCGAGCUCCAGCAACAAAAAGAAAGAGAACUUGAAACAAAGGAAUACUUGCGUUCCAUCGCAGAGAGAAAAGUUGAUGGCAUCAGACGACGCCUGCAGAUCGCGAACAAGCUCAGGGAUUGA